AUGAAAGAGAGUUUAUGGGGCUUUAAUGGCAAUGCCCAGUCUCCAUUUUUGAAGAUUGUCGCCAACGACCCAAGAGGCAUCAACAAGCUCAGAGGCAUCUUUGAACGUGGCGAAGGCAGACUUUCAGGGUUCAAUGGACCUGUUAUGACGUUUGAUAAUGUUGCAUACGUUCUCAGGGCUAUGAUAGAUUGUCACAUCACCGGUAUGUCUUGGAUGACACUACCCGCAGGAAAGUAUAUUGUAGAGGAUCGCAAGAUAAUCUCUCACUGUCAGAUUGAAGUUUCAAUCAAUUACAAGGACUUGAUUUCUCACCCCUCAGAAGGAGAAUGGCUCAAAGUGGCCCCAUUGAGAAUCCUUAGUUUCGAUAUAGAAUGUGCCGGUCGAAAAGGUAUAUUCCCCGAAGCCAAAAUUGACCCAAUCAUUCAAAUUGCGAACGUAGUCCAGCGACAAGGUGAGAAACGUCCGUUUAUCCGUAAUGUGUUUACCAUCGAUACAUGUGCCCAGAUUGUUGGAACUGAGAUUUUUGAGAAUACUAAUGAAAGAGAGAUGCUUAUAAAGUGGAGGGAUUUUAUCGUUGAAAGUGACCCUGAUGUUAUUAUUGGUUACAACACAACUAAUUUCGAUUUACCUUAUCUAUUAGACCGUGCAGAAGCCUUAGGAGUAGAUGACUUUCCUUAUUUCGGUAGACUGAGCAAUGUCAGACAGACUGCCAAGGACUCGACUUUCUCAUCCAAGGCAUAUGGUACUAGAGAGUCUAAGGUGAUCAACAUCGAUGGAAGACUCCAGAUUGAUAUGCUACAAUACAUCCAGAGAGAAUACAAGCUGCGUAGUUACACCCUGAACUCGGUUAGUGCAAAUUUCCUGGACGAGCAAAAGGAAGACGUACAUCAUUCUAUUAUUACAGAAUUACAAAAUGGUACAGCAGAAUCCAGAAGAAGACUUGCUGUAUACUGUCUGAAAGAUUCUUAUCUACCGUUGAGAUUGAUGGAUAAGUUAAUGACUCUAGUUAAUUAUACAGAAAUGGCAAGAGUAACAGGUGUUCCUUUCUCGUUUCUCUUAACUCGUGGUCAGCAAAUCAAGGUUAUCUCGCAAUUGUUCAGAAAAGCUCUUGAAACUGGCCUGGUAAUUCCAAACUUGCGACAAGAAGGUUCAUCUGAUGAACAAUAUGAAGGUGCCACUGUUAUUGAGCCUAUUAGAGGUUACUAUGAUGUACCAAUUUCAACCCUAGAUUUCUCCAGUUUGUAUCCCAGUAUUAUGAUGGCUCAUAACCUCUGUUACACAACACUACUGGAUAAGCAGACCGUGGAUAGGUUGAAUUUGGUAAAAGAUGUAGACUACACCCUGACUCCUAACAAUGAUAUGUUUGUUAAAGCCAGUAAAAGAAAAGGAUUGCUCCCCAUUAUUCUUGAAGAGUUACUCUCUGCUCGUAAACAAGCCAAAAAUGACUUGAAGCGAGAAACUGAUCCAUUUAAGAGAGCAGUGUUAGAUGGUCGUCAACUGGCAUUGAAGAUUUCAGCAAACUCGGUAUAUGGAUUUACGGGUGCUACCAUUGGUAAACUUCCGUGCCUGGCAAUCUCAUCGUCAGUUACGGCAUUUGGUAGACAGAUGAUUGAACAGACUAAAACUGAGGUCGAAAAGACUUAUUCAAUUGCCAAUGGCUACAAAUACAAUGCCCAGGUUGUAUACGGAGAUACAGAUUCAGUAAUGGUAAAAUUUGGGCCUCAGGAUCUUAAAGAGUGCAUGGACCUAGGACUCGAAGCUGCUAAUCAUGUCUCCUCCAAGUUCCUAAAACCCAUCAAACUGGAAUUCGAGAAGGUCUAUUUCCCUUAUUUGUUAAUCAAUAAGAAGCGUUAUGCUGGUCUUUACUGGACUCGUCCUGAAAAAUUCGAUAAAAUGGAUACUAAGGGUAUCGAGACGGUUCGUCGUGACAACUGUCGGCUUGUGCAAAAUGUUAUCGAUACUGUAUUGCGUAAGAUUCUCAUUGAUCGUGAUACGGAUGGAGCACAAAACUAUGUGAAACAAAUGAUAUCUAAUCUGCUCCGUAACCAGGUUGAUUUGUCUCAACUGGUAAUCACGAAAGCUCUAUCCAGAAACGAUUAUGCUGGUAAGCAGGCUCAUGUUGAAUUAGCUGAAAGAAUGCGGAAGCGUGAUGCUGGUUCCGCUCCAACAUUAGGAGAUCGUGUGGCUUAUGUUAUUAUCAAAGGUACUGUGGGAGGCAAGAACUACGAGAAAUCAGAGGAUCCAAUCUAUGUUCUUGAUAACAACAUUCCUAUUGAUACAAAAUACUACCUGGAGAACCAACUUGCUAACCCUCUUAUUCGUAUUUUUGAACCUAUUCUAGGAAAAGAUAAGGCGCAGCAGUUAUUGACUGGUGAGCAUACUCGUACGAUUUCGGUGGCUACUCCUUCCACUGGUGGCUUGAUGAAGUUUGCAGUUAAGACGGAGCUUUGUAAGAGUUGUAAACGACCUCUACGUGGUGCUUACGCCAAGGGAGCUGUUUGUCAAGACUGUACGGAUAGAGCAGAAGAACUAUAUAUGGAUACACUUGCUAAAGUGAAUGCUUUAGAGGAGAAAUUUGCCCGUCUUUGGACCCAAUGUCAAAGAUGUCAAGGAAGUUUGCAUCAGGAUGUUCUCUGUUCCAGUAAAGAUUGUCCUAUAUUUUAUAUGCGUAAGAAGUCGCAAAAGGAUGUUCAAAAUGGCAUUGCCGAAUUGGCUAAAUUUGAUCACACUGCAUGGUAA
This is a messenger RNA of Sugiyamaella lignohabitans, 2739 nucleotides long. It is a transcript of the gene POL3, whose product is annotated as DNA-directed DNA polymerase delta POL3. NCBI's taxonomy places the organism in Eukaryota, Fungi, Ascomycota, Dipodascomycetes, Dipodascales, Trichomonascaceae. Gene Ontology annotation, molecular function: nucleotide binding; DNA-directed DNA polymerase activity; 3'-5'-DNA exonuclease activity. Bases 1 to 2739 code for a protein of 912 amino acids. The transcript has a single exon. Gene Ontology annotation, biological process: DNA-templated DNA replication; DNA replication proofreading; base-excision repair, gap-filling. Gene Ontology annotation, cellular component: delta DNA polymerase complex. The record is from RefSeq and is a predicted model, not a curated record.